AGAUUAGAUAUUGUGAAAGCAACCAGAAAGCUAGGGUGGAGGCCCAACAAAUUGCUUUCUUGUAGAGAGGACCUAGCUACCUUAGUUAAGGGAACCUGCGGGCCUGUCCUUGGGGCACAACACUGAGGAGUCAUCAGACAAAUGGAAAGGCUUCAGGGGUUCUUCCUGAAAUCGCCCCAAGAUUUGUUCUCUCACCAUCCCUACACCAUCUACAAACAAGAAGAGGAGAACCAGGGAAAACAGUUGGAGGAAAAUGAGAUGCAAGAGGAAGAAAGAGAAGACUCAGCUGCUCUCAUCAUGGACAUGGAGCUAAGGACCACAAACCAUCCAGGGAGAAAUUGGGGGAAACAGAGGAGGCAGAAUUUGACCCCCAAGAUAAUCACCUACUUUAUACUCAUCAAUCUCUUAAUCUUUAUUGUUGCCUUUCUCCUGGGCUACAUUGCCUUCCGAGGUUCAUGCCAGUCUUGUAAGGUCUCUGUGUCAGAAGUGAGUGAUGAUUUAGGCUAUGAACUGGCUCCAGAGACCAGUGGCUCUACUCUGUACUGGGCUGACCUUCGGGAGAUGUUCCACAAAUACCUGGAUGAAGAGCAACUGAAAAGCUCUAUCAGGACCAUGAGUCUUCUGGAGCGAUCCUCAGGUUCCCCUGGAAUGACCGCUCUGUCUCACCAGAUCCGAGAUAUGUUCUACCAGCAGAAACUGGACCAUGUCUGGAUGGAUACCCAUUAUGUGGGGCUGCAGUUCCCUGACCCGGCCCAGCCAAACACACUUCAUUGGAUCAAUGGGUCAGGCGAUAUUUUGGGAGAGUUACAGUUGGAGGAUCCAGAUGUCUACUGUCCCUACAGUGCCAAAGGCAGUGCCAUCGGAGGACUCAUCUAUGCCAACUAUGGUCAACUGAAGGACAUGUUAGUUCUCCAAGAAAAGGGUUUAGAUCCCAAGGGGCACCUCCUCCUAGUGCGAAUAGGACACGUGAGCUUUGCUGAGAAGGUGUCAAAUGCUGAGGCCUUUGGGGCUCUGGGUGUCCUCAUCUACCCAGACCCUGCUGACAUCCACCCAGAUCUCCACAAGAAGCUAAGGCUGUCUAACCACACAGCUGUGUAUGGACAUGUUCACCUAGGAACCGGGGACCCCUAUACUCCUGGCUUCCCCUCCUUUAAUCAAACCCAGUUUCCACCUGUGGAAUCCUCUGGCCUCCCUAGUAUCCCAGUCCAACCCAUCAGUGCCAACAUUGCUGCCCAGCUGCUGAGGAAGCUGUCAGGCCCCAAGGCCCCCCCAGAAUGGAAAGGGACUCUCUCUGACACUCCAUACCAGCUGGGCCCUGGGCCAACCCUUCGUCUUGUUGUCAACAACCAUCGGGCCUCAACUCCCAUUAUCAGCAUCUUUGGCUGCAUUGAAGGUCGCUCAGAACCAGAUCACUACAUUGUCAUUGGGGCUCAGAGAGAUGCCUGGGGUCCUGGGGCAGCCAAGUCUGCUGUGGGGACAGCCAUCCUCCUGGAGCUAGUGCGCACCUUCUCUGCCAUGGUGAGGAAUGGUUUUCAACCUCGACGAAGUCUGCUUUUUGUCAGUUGGGAUGCUGGUGACUUUGGGAAUGUGGGAGCCACUGAGUGGCUAGAGGGUUACCUCACCAUGUUGCAUCUCAAAGCUGCUGUCUAUGUGAGCCUGGAUAAUGCUGUCCUUGGGGAUGAUCAAUUCCAUGCAAAAACCAGUCCUCUUCUCACCAGCCUCAUUAAGAGCAUCCUAAAGCAGGUAGAUUCUCCCAACCAUAGUGGUCAAACCCUCUAUGAUCAGGUGGUGGUUCCAGGCCAGAGCUGGGAGGCUGAGGUGAUCCGUCCUCUGCCCAUGGAUAGCAGUGCUUACUCCUUCACUGCCUUUGGAGGGGUCCCUGCUGUUGAAUUCUCAUUCACUGAGGAAAGCCCACCUUACCCCUUCCUGAACACCAAAGAAGACACGUAUGAGAAUCUGCAUGGAGCAUUACAGGGGAGGCUGCCAGCUGUGGCCCGGGCUGUGGUCAUGGUGGUGGGCCAACUACUCAUCCGACUCAGCCAUGACCGCCUGCUACCCUUGGACUUUGGCUGCUAUGGUGACGUCAUCCUGAAGCACAUUGGCAGACUCAAUGAGUUCUCUGGAGAUCUCAAGGCCCGGGGCCUGACCCUUCAGUGGAUCUACUCAGCCAGAGGAGACUACAUUCGGUCAGCUGAAAAACUGCAGAAGGAGAUCUACAGCUCAGAGGAGAGCAAUGAGAGAUUGAUGCGAAUGUACAACGUCCGAAUCAUGAGAGUAGAAUUCUACUUCCUAUCCCAGUAUGUGUCACCAGCAAUCUAUCCAUUCCGCCACAUCUUCCUGGGUCAAGGGAACCACACUCUGAGAGCCCUGCUGGAGCAUCUGCAGCUGCUAAGGGAUGAAGGAGUUGGGGAUAGCUCUAUAAGAAACUCAAGAUCUCAUUUUGAAGAAGGCCGCUUACGCCGCCAGCUGGCUCUACUCACCUGGACCCUGCAGGGAGCAGCCAAUGCCCUCAGUGGAGACGUCUGGAAUAUUGACAACAACUUCUGAUGAUGGAGGAGUCACAGUUCCCAGUCUUGGAUAUUUUCCUUUCUUAGGGUCCACACAUUCUCUAAACUUCUUCCUCUAAAUCCUCAUAGAUAUAGAUUCUUCUCCUUUCUAUUAAAUCUCAGGGUACUGGGGCCCCUUCUUCUCUCAAAGCUGCUGAUCCCAGUUCUUCCUUGCCCUCUUCCCUUUAUGUGGAUGCCAAUGUUUAUAACAUAAAAGGAUGCACUUAUCUUCCUCUCAAUGUGAUCAUACUGUUAGAGAGUAGAAUCUGCUCAAUCAACUUUCCCUUCCCCAAGUCCUUACACUUUUCCCCCAAAAAACAUCAGGGGAAGGAGUUUGGAUUUCUAUAACCCCUCCACCAACCCACCCAAUCCACCCAAAUCUGGACCCUCAACCUUGGAAGUCCGAGUCUGCUAACACUAUUGUGAUGGAAGGAAUCUAGGGAUAGUUCUGCUUUUCCAGAGAAAUCACUUUCUUCAGCUUGUUCAGAGCUCUUUCAAUCAGUCCCAAUCUCCCCCUCUCCCCUAUCACUUCUUGUCCUAGGAGGCAUUUCCACAUAUAACUCAGUGGAUUCCCUCAGCAAUGGAGCAUUCAGAGAAAAAAAUUAUUCUACUGAGAAUCACAUCACUCCGAAACUCGAAGGUGAAGUUGAUUCAGUGUAGAGCAGGGCAACCAGAGAGGCAUCUUUCUUUUCUUUUCUUCUCCCAAUAACCAGUGGGAUUAAAUGUGUGUAUGUUUGAUACAUGUGUAUUGGUGACAAAACAGGCCCUCAAAUAAAAGGCUAUUCUAGCCAAUUCAAUUUCAAUAAAAGUUUAGGAAGCCCUGUGCCUGGGGAUAACAAAAA
Gracilinanus agilis (Agile Gracile Mouse Opossum) is the source of this 3388-nucleotide messenger RNA. It is a transcript of the gene TFR2, whose product is annotated as transferrin receptor 2. Gene Ontology annotation, biological process: transferrin transport; endocytic iron import into cell. NCBI's taxonomy places the organism in Eukaryota, Metazoa, Chordata, Mammalia, Didelphimorphia, Didelphidae. Gene Ontology annotation, cellular component: external side of plasma membrane. The coding region runs from base 142 to 2547 and encodes 801 amino acids. The transcript is spliced from 18 exons. The record is from RefSeq and is a predicted model, not a curated record. Gene Ontology annotation, molecular function: transferrin receptor activity.